Marasmius oreades (fairy-ring Marasmius) is the source of this 1170-nucleotide messenger RNA. RefSeq lists its product as uncharacterized. Lineage: Eukaryota; Fungi; Basidiomycota; Agaricomycetes; Agaricales; Marasmiaceae. Gene Ontology annotation, molecular function: FMN binding; NADPH dehydrogenase activity. The transcript has 4 exons. The record is from RefSeq and is a predicted model, not a curated record. Bases 1 to 1170 code for a protein of 389 amino acids.
AUGACAACUUCAGUCUCUAAGCUUUUCCAGCCCAUCACCAUCGGUGACGUUCAACUGAAUCACAGAGUAGUUCUCUCGCCUCUUACAAGGUUCCGGGCCGAUGCCAAUCACGUACCACUCGUACCAAUAGUCAAGGAAUACUAUUCUCAACGCGGAAGUGAACCGGGUACCCUUCUCACAACAGAGGCAACCUUUAUUCACCCACGGGCGGGAGGGUACUCUAACGUACCAGGCAUAUGGUCAGAUGCACAAAUCACGGCAUGGAAAGAGAUUGUCGAUGCUGUACAUGAGAAAGGAUCGUAUAUAAACCUGCAGAUGUGGGCUGUGGGUCGAGCAGCAUUCCCUGCUCAGCUGAAGUCCGAGGAUCCGUCAUAUCCAUACGUUUCGGCGUCUGACAUCCCACUAUCGAAUCGACCAGAGACUGAUCCAGCUCCUCGAGCGUUAACGGUUGAAGAGAUCCAGGAAUAUACCCGGUACUACGCGACUGCAGCAAGAAACGCUGUACACAAGGCUGGCUUUGACGGAGUUGAGAUUCAUGGGGCUAAUGGAUAUCUUAUCGAGCAGUUCUUGAAGGAGUCGAGUAAUCAUCGCACGGAUGAGUAUGGCGGUAGUAUAGAGAAUCAAGCCAGGUUUGCGUUGGAAGUGGUCGAUGCCGUUGUCAAAGCUGUGGGACCUAGAAAGACAGGGAUCAGACUGAGUCCGUGGAAUACAUACCAAGAUGCCGGAGUGAGAGAUCCCAAACCGACGUAUUCGUACCUCGUGAGCCAAAUUAAGAAUUCUCAUCCGACUUUUGCGUACAUCCACGUCGUUGACCCUCGAGUUGACGGUGUUGAAAACGUUGAGGAUGUAGGAGACCGGAGCAACGAAUUCAUUCGUGAAAUAUGGACCAAAGGACCCGGUGGAAAUGACAGCCAAGAUGGUCGACGUUUAAUUUCUGCAGGGAACUUUGACUUGGAGAAAGGAGUUGAGCUUGCGGAUACUAAAGGCGAUUUGGUUGCGUACGGAAGACGGUUCAUAUCCAACCCUGACUUGCCAUACCGGCUGCGACAAAAUAUUCCUCUGACCCCGUACAAUAGGGCCACCUUCUAUUUUCCUGGAAGUCUUGACCCAAUAGGAUAUACGGACUACCCCUUUGCCCCGAGAGAAAACUCACUGGCAACCCGUCUCUGA